Messenger RNA from Salmo salar (Atlantic salmon), 2353 nucleotides. RefSeq names its product WD repeat domain 73 (gene wdr73). Gene Ontology annotation, molecular function: protein binding. Gene Ontology annotation, cellular component: spindle pole; cytosol. Gene Ontology annotation, biological process: cytoplasmic microtubule organization. NCBI's taxonomy places the organism in Eukaryota, Metazoa, Chordata, Actinopteri, Salmoniformes, Salmonidae. The record is from RefSeq and is a predicted model, not a curated record.
ACACCGCUGCUUAUCUGCUACAAAUGAAAUACAGGCGAAGGUACAUAAAUUGUUUAGCGGCGGACGAGAUGGGUGAAUCCUCUUCGGUUGAGAAUGAAUUUGAUGACUGGUUUAUCGAGUCUUUGAAAAUAUACAAUAAUAUUCACGAGUAUCAACUUGAACAUCCUACAAGAGUAAUUGAAUGGACAUCAGAAAAAACUAUAUGUGUUGCAGGUUACAGUUCAGAUAAAAAUGAAAUUUUAGAGUUGCUUUUGCCACUGAAACUUUUCGCUGAUGAAAAUCAGGGUCUUUGUGCAGAGCGAGAUUUCAAAGUGGUCCAUGGAGGUUUCUCAGAUGGCUCCAUUCAUGGCCUCAAACACAUUCCAGGAACAAGGUGUGUCGUUACCAAUGAUGGCUUCAACUCCAAUCUCCAGGUGUGGGACUUAGGAGGAGACGAUUGUGAUGUCAUAAAGAGGACAGGAGUUUUACAACUGAAGAGUGCAUCAUCAGAUAAAGGUGUCAAAAUAGCCCCUGGGUUAACUGGAGCCCCAUGUGUUCUUCAUGGCUCUCAGAUCAGCGAUAUUCAACUGACUGAGCUGACGUCAGGGAAGCCACUCUACUCUCUGGGGAAGGACAUUCCAGAUUUACUAAGCUCCCUGCAAUUUGUGAGUGGCAGUGUAUUUGUCGCUUGUGCCUGCAAUGGUGACCUGUAUGUGGGGGACACACGGAAGCCUUCCGCUCUUCAGAAUAACCCAGCUGGAGGGAGAGAGGGUGCCCACUGGUGUAUGGGUGUUAAGACAGACCUGUCCUCAUUAGACCCAUCCUCCUGUAGUGUAGCACGGCUCUCCACCUCCUGCCAAGUGGUUGUGUCUGAUCUAAGGGACCUAAGAGCCCCCUUGUGUCAAGCCCAGCUUCAUGUUCAAAGGAAAACUACUGGUGAUGACUUCAUGAAGGUGACAUGGGCGCCUGCUUUAGACAACUGUCUUGCUGUGUCAGGUUUUGAUGGAAUGGUGCAAAUCUACGACACUGCCUCUUGGAGGCCAGAGUUGAUGGAAUUCCAGCCUCUUUUUAUCCACCGAGGUCACAUGAUGUCCGAUGAUCAGUUUGACACUUCAUCAGCUGUGGUCACCACUCAUGUUUGGCAUCCAAGUCGACCCAGGACUGUCCUCUCUGCUGCUGUAGACGGGUCUGUGCAUGUAUGGGACUGGGUCGACAAAGCCACUGCCAGCUGUUGACAUUCAAACACACUUACAGCUCAAUGUUAAUCAUUAUCCAGCUUUGGACCUUGCCUGAAGUCUACAUGUUCUUUUCAUUAUGUAAGGAAUAUGUAAAGCACUAUUUGUGAUAAGAUGACAUGAAAAUGACACUUGUUCGUCUUCCCAUCCUUAUGAGUAGUUGUUAUUCCCAUACUGUACACACAUUUACAUGGAAGGGGUAUUCUGAGUUUGUACUAUUAUAUUUUGUAAGAGACAUUUGAUAACAUUUUCAUUAAACUGAUCUCUUCAUGUACCUGAUAAAUAAGACAAACCCUGGACAAUGAACCUAAAGGUGGACGGCAGUAUCACUUGCAUCGCGUUUUCUUCGCUCACAAUAUGUCAAUCAAAAAGAUAAACACAGCCUGUUAGAUUUUUUUACAUUUUAUUUUCAAAAGAGAGCACUGCAUGCCAUUCACAUGAAUGAUUAACAAUGUUUUAAUGCAUCUUCUGCAUAGCCACAGAUGCAGGCAGGAUAGUAAUGUGGAGGUAGUUGAGGCAGGACUACUAUUGUAGCAUCAUUUAGAGAUAAGGAACAUAUUCAAUUAAUUUUGCACAUUGGAGUUAUCACCUGUGCAUUAGCAGGCACUACAGAGAGGCUCACUGUCAGUGCAUUACAUAGGGUCUGAACAACAUACAUUUAACAAAAAAAAACAUUUACAACUUAACUAGUCAUACAUUUACAGUGCUAUGAGGACUGUUUGUGAACUGUCCAACAUAAGAUAUAAAGUGCUUAAAGACAGGAAUGGAGUGUGGGUUUAGGAAACCAAUGCAGUUUGAACAGAUGAGUCACAGUAGAUGAGCAUGCACUUGAUGAUACAGGGAUGUCUGUUCAUUCAAUGGGGCGCAUGACUUAAAUUAACGCCUGAGGAGCAGAGGCUUGUGGGUGGUUGUCUUCAAAGUGUGCUUGGCAAACAUAAGGAAUUGCAUGACUCUACAUUGAGGUGAAAGGAGUUACAUUGUACAACUGCAAGUAAAAGUAUGCCAUUUAAAUAGACCACUGCUUAGAGAUUAGCAUCCGAUGACAGCAUGCAUUGCAGUCCAUACAUUCAGACUUCAUAAAAUGAUCACAUCUACAUAUUAUAUUACAUUUGAUCUAACUAUGAUCGCAUUUCAAUAAA